AUGAAGUUGUUUUGGCUACUGAUCGCAGUCUUGGCUCUCGCUGCUGCUGAUGACAGCAGAGCCGCGUCAGACGUCGAGGGACGCACCAGGACUUCUGGGGAUGGAAAGCAACAGGGCAGAUUCUUUGGAGGGUUGGGAGGCUUGAGUCCUGUUGGAGGUGUUGGAGGCUUCGGUCCUGUUGGCGGUAUUGGCGGUAUCAGUCCUGUUGGGGGAUUUGGAGUUAACCCAGUACUAGGAGGAGGAUUUGGAGCAAAUCCUGCCUUGGGAGGAUUUGGUGUGAAUCCUAUUCAUGGAGGAGGAUUGGGCAUUGGGCCUGGCAUUGGAGGCAUCGUGAGUCCUGUGGCUCCUCCCUCCACAUGCCGCUACUGGUGCAGGACACCCGAGGGUCAGGCCUACUGCUGUGAGAACAUCAACCAGCCACAGAGUGCUGCUGGUGUAGUCAAACCGGGAUUCUGUCCCCCCGUUCGCCCAGUGUGUCCUCUUAGGAGCUUCCAGCCACCUUUCACUUGCUCUAACGACGGCGCUUGCGGAGGCAUCGACAAGUGCUGCUUCGACAGAUGUCUCGGCGAGCACGUGUGCAAGGCUCCUCUGGGCAUUGGGCGAUAA
Messenger RNA from Penaeus indicus, 606 nucleotides. RefSeq lists its product as uncharacterized. The transcript is spliced from 3 exons. Gene Ontology annotation, molecular function: peptidase inhibitor activity. The record is from RefSeq and is a predicted model, not a curated record. The coding region runs from base 1 to 606 and encodes 201 amino acids. Gene Ontology annotation, cellular component: extracellular region. Lineage: Eukaryota; Metazoa; Arthropoda; Malacostraca; Decapoda; Penaeidae.